This is a messenger RNA of Andrographis paniculata, 2221 nucleotides long. Its product is annotated as 4-coumarate--CoA ligase CCL1-like. Gene Ontology annotation, molecular function: CoA-ligase activity. The record is from RefSeq and is a predicted model, not a curated record. The transcript is spliced from 5 exons. The coding region runs from base 94 to 1704 and encodes 536 amino acids. Lineage: Eukaryota; Viridiplantae; Streptophyta; Magnoliopsida; Lamiales; Acanthaceae.
AAUUCAAAUAGGCAAUCUUCUCAUCGUCUAUAAAACCCCAAAUAAGUAAAUUCCAACCACCGCCACUCUCGCCGCCGCCGCAGACGGUGAGGUAUGGAGUUGAAUCACCAAAAUGAAUACAUCUUCCGUUCCGAAUUUCCAGACAUCGACAUACCAAAUCAUCUCUCAAUACACGAGUAUUGCUUCCAAAACAUCUCCGAACACGGCUGCCGUCCGGCGAUAAUCAACGGAACCACCGGCGAUGUCUUCACCUAUGCCGCCGUCGAACUCGCCGCCCGUAGAGUGGCCGUCGGUCUCCACGAGCUUGGAAUCCGCAAAGGCGACGUUAUUAUGCUCCUCCUCCGCAACACACCGGAAUUCGCCUUCGCGUUCCUCGCCGCCUCCUACAUCGGCGCAACCGUUACCACCGCGAAUCCGCUCUACACCGCCGCGGAAAUCACAAAUCAAGCGAGGAUAUCGGAGACUAAGCUCAUAAUAACCGCCGCUUGCUACGUCCAGAAGGUAAACCGUUUCGCAUCUGAUUUAGGCGCGAAAAUUGUCACGAUUGAUUUUCCGCCUUCACCAAAUUUCACCGAAUUCUCGGAACUGAUGAAAUCGGACGAGAAAUUGCUACCUGAGGUCGAAAUCGACGCCGACGACACGGCGGCGAUGCUGUUCUCCUCCGGAACCACCGGACUCCCCAAGGCGGUUAUGCUUAGCCACAUAAACAUCGUGACCUGCAUCUCGCAGCAAGUGGACGGUGAAAAUCCAGCCGUCCACACCGAACCGCACGAUCUAUCCGUCUGCGUUUUGCCUUUGUUCCAUUGCUACGCUUUAGUGUCGGUGCUUCUCGUCAGUCUGCGUGUAGGCGCCGCCGUGCUGAUUUUACCCAAAUUCGAAGUGAAUGAGCUAAUGGAACUGAUGCAGAAAUACAGAGUGACUCUGGCCUCAUUCGUGCCGCCGAUACUGUUGGCGAUUGCGAAGAUUCCGGCGGCGGCGUUCAACUAUGACCUAUCGUCGGUGAGGAGAGUCAGUAGCGGCGCGGCGCCCCUGGAUGACCGUCUCGAAGCUUCCACCAGAGCUAAGUUUCCCAACGCCAUUGUUGGACAGGCCUACGGCACGACGGAAGCUUUGGUACUAACCUCCUGCCCAGGGUACGCCAAAAUACCAAAGAAAUCCAAACCAGGUUCAUGUGGAGCUGUAGUUAGAAAUUCCCUGAUGAAGAUCGUCGAUCCUGUCACCGGCGUCUCGCUUCCCCGGAAUCACGCCGGAGAAAUCUGUGCGAAAGCCGACUCCAUAAUGAAAGGUUAUUACAAGGAUGCGGAGGCGACGAGGAGGGCGAUAGACGACGGGGGAUGGCUGCACACCGGCGAUAUUGGGUACAUAGAUGACGAUGGGCACGUGUUCAUUGUCGACAGGCUUAAGGAACUCAUCAAAUACAAAGGCUUUCAAGUAGCCCCUGCUGAGCUUGAGGCAUUGCUUAUAUCUCAUCCAUCUGUAUCCGAAGCAGCCGUUGUCCCGAUGAAGGAUGAGUCUGCUGGAGAAGUUCCUGUGGCAUUUGUUGUGAGAGCCGACGGUUGCAAUGUCUCCGAACACGAGAUCAUACGCUUCAUUGCUGAUCAGGUCGCGCCUUACAAACGGAUCCAUCGUGUGGUUUUUAUCGAGCAUAUCCCGAAAGCUCCUUCAGGUAAAAUUUUGAGGAAGAAUCUGCGGUCCAAGAUUUAGGCUUUUUUUUCUUCCUCUGAUCAUCAAGAAUCAGCAAUGCAGAUAAAAAUGCAUUGCUUUUGUUAUAAUAUUGAUAAGAUGUCUUUCUUUCAUGUGUAAGUGACGAAAUUGUUAAUGUGAUUGAUGAAUGGAAAUAUUUGAGAGUAAAGAUUGCAUAUUUCAUUAUUAUCAAUGAUGAUGAUACAAAACGAACGAAAGAAUAGUCUGGAAGGAAGGAAUGAUUACGAUGGAGCUAAUUGAGGGUGCACUCUGGAGGGAAUCCCUGAGGGAAGCGUUUCGAAUCAGUGCAGUAGUUAUAUAUCAUGUAUUUGCUCUGCACCCAUUUCAGCCUUUCUUGCCCUGCGCUGUCCAGUUCUUGGUUGACCCAGUCAUCGCCGUCUGCGGCGUUGAAGCUGCGGUAGGAGGCGGUGAAGGGAGCCUGGGACCAGUCGGUCUUGACGAGGCCCCCUCUGGUGGCCCAGUCGUCGGCGUUCCAGAGGCUGGAGUAGAUCCUCAUAGGCUGCUUCUUCGGGUACGC